Molecule: messenger RNA, 616 nt
Organism: Sinocyclocheilus anshuiensis
Lineage: Eukaryota; Metazoa; Chordata; Actinopteri; Cypriniformes; Cyprinidae
Product: TYRO protein tyrosine kinase-binding protein-like
Exons: 5
Coding region: 154-504 (116 amino acids)
Biological process (GO): negative regulation of transforming growth factor beta1 production; neutrophil activation involved in immune response; negative regulation of B cell proliferation
Cellular component (GO): cell surface
Molecular function (GO): signaling receptor binding
Source: RefSeq, a predicted model, not a curated record
UUUUUCACACACAGGCAAUUUCCAUAUCAUUCAGUCUCAUAUUCAAGGUGUUUUAGCUCACGGGCAGUAAAGACUUCUUGUGCUCUUUUAAAGAGACCUCAAGUCAAGGCUUCACCAACCCUGAGCAAUUCUCUCCCAAAACCUGUACUCAUUAUGAGAAGGAUUCUAUACCUAAUGGUCCCCAUGAAUGGACUACUCGCUGGCUUUGUUGAGGGGAAUCAAGACUGCACUUCAUGUUACCAGCUGGACAUCGGAGUGGCUAUUGGAAUCAUCACUUGUGACAUCAUCCUCACACUCUUCAUUGCUCUCUCAGUCUAUUGUUUCAUUUCCCAUCAGAAAAGAAGAGGCAGUUUACAUACACAUGCCAGAUGCUGUGGGUCAGGUAAAGCAAAAACUCACCAGCCAUCAAUGAGGCCAAAGACGAUUGAAAUGGAAUCACCUUAUCAGGAACUUUAUGGAGUCCAAUCAGACAUAUACAGUGAUCUUCAGCAGUAUCGGAAAUGAGGUGACCAUGUGAAAUGUAAUGUUAAUCGUGGGUCGUGUGAAAACCUAAGAAUAUUUGGAGGUUGCAUACGUUUCUAAACUGCCUGUCACAAAUAUGUAUUUGGUAUAAAUA